This is a messenger RNA of Besnoitia besnoiti, 1554 nucleotides long. RefSeq names its product putative peptidase M16 family protein. NCBI's taxonomy places the organism in Eukaryota, Apicomplexa, Conoidasida, Eucoccidiorida, Sarcocystidae. Gene Ontology annotation, cellular component: mitochondrion. The transcript is spliced from 10 exons. The coding region runs from base 1 to 1554 and encodes 517 amino acids. Gene Ontology annotation, biological process: proteolysis. The record is from RefSeq and is a predicted model, not a curated record. Gene Ontology annotation, molecular function: metalloendopeptidase activity; metal ion binding.
AUGUUGCGUCUUCUCUCCCGCGCCGUCGCUGCCGGCUCAGGCAACAGCGUCGCCUCGGCGAUCGCCUCCAAGAGAGUCGGCGCCUCGCUCUCUUCUGCGCAGCUCCUCUGCACUCGAAGUCUUGUGACCUCAUCCGGCGCCCUCGCGGCUGCAGGCUCCAGCGACGUCAGCCCGCUCGCUCGCUGCCCAGAUGUCUCGAUUCCCCGUGAGGCCUUCAACCAAGCUCCCACGAUCACGACGACUCUGCCCAACGGCAUCCGCGUGGCGACGCAGCGCCUGCCUUUCCAUCAGACGGCGACUGUGGGCGUUUGGAUUGACAGCGGCAGCCGCUACGACACUAAGGAGACGAAUGGAGCUGCGCACUUCCUUGAGCACAUGACUUUCAAGGGCACGAAGAGGAGAUCCCGAAUUCAGUUGGAGCAGGAAAUCGAAAACAUGGGCGCGCAUCUGAACGCGUACACCUCCCGCGAGCAGACAGUGUACUACGCGAAGGCGUUCAAGAAGGACAUUCCGCAGUGCAUGGACGUUCUGUCUGACAUUCUGUUGAACUCCACGAUCUCCGAGGAGGCCGUCCAGAUGGAGAAGCACGUGAUUCUGCGCGAGAUGGAAGAAGUCGAAAAACAAACUGAGGAAGUCAUUUUUGAUCGCCUGCACACCACGGCCUUCCGUGACAGCCCGUUGGGCUACACGAUUCUGGGGCCUGAGGAAAACAUCCGCCGGAUGACGCGCGAGCACAUCGUGGACUACAUCCGCAGGAACUACACGAGCGACAGAAUGGUCAUUGCGGCCGCAGGUGACGUCGAUCACAAAGAGCUCGUUGCCAUGGCGGAGAAGCACUUCGCAGCCGUCCCCCAGGCGAAGCGCAGCAAGAUCCGCCUUCCCGAGGAGAAGCCCUUCUUCUGCGGCUCCGAGCUCCUCCACAGAAACGACGACAUGGGACCAAUCGCCCACGUCGCCGUCGGAUUCGAGGGCGUGCCCUGGAAGUCGCCAGACGCCGUGACGUUCAUGCUGAUGCAGGCGAUCAUCGGCAGCUACAGGAAGCACGACGAGGGCAUCGUCCCGGGCAAGGUCUCGGCGAACACCACCGUGCGCAACGUGUGCAACAAGAUGAUGGUGGGCUGCGCAGACAUGUUUUCCGCCUUCAACACCUGCUACAGCGACACAGGUCUCUUUGGCUUCUACGCACAGUGCGACGAAGUGGCGUUGGAGCACUGCGUCAUGGAACUAAUGUUUGGCAUCACCUCCCUCUCCUACGCCGUCACGGACGAAGAAGUCGAGCGCGCGAAGGCUCAGCUGAAGACUCAGCUCCUUGGUCACCUCGACUCGACGACGGCGGUCGCGGAAGACAUCGGCCGGCAGAUGUUGGCUUAUGGCCGCCGCAUGCCGGUCGCCGAGUUCCUCAAGAGGCUCGAGGUCAUCGACGCCGAGGAAGUCAAGCGCGUCGCGUGGAAGUACCUGCACGACGCUGAAGUCGCUGUUGCUGGACUGGGCCCGCUCUUUGGCAUGCCGCAGUUGAUCCAGGUGCGGCGCUCGACUUUCUGGCUCCGCUACUAG